Messenger RNA from Lepus europaeus (European hare), 1114 nucleotides. Its product is annotated as UDP-glucuronosyltransferase 1A4-like. The coding region runs from base 41 to 1114 and encodes 357 amino acids. The transcript has 3 exons. Gene Ontology annotation, molecular function: UDP-glycosyltransferase activity. The record is from RefSeq and is a predicted model, not a curated record. NCBI's taxonomy places the organism in Eukaryota, Metazoa, Chordata, Mammalia, Lagomorpha, Leporidae.
CUGGGCUGAGGGCGGCAAGGUGCUGUUGGCUUCUACUGAGAUGGUGCUGGGACUGUGGAUUCCCCUGCCACGACUGGCAGGGCUGCUGCUCUUGCUGUGUGUGCUGCCCUGGGCUGAGGGCGGCAAGUUGCUGGUGGUGCCCAUGGAUGGAAGCCACUGGCUCAGCAUGCAGAAGGUUGUGCGGGAGCUCCAUGCCCGAGGCCACCAAGCCCUGGUCCUAGGUCCCGAGGUGACCAUGCACAUCAAAACAGAGGACUUUUUCACCCUGCAAACCUAUGCCACCCCUUACAGCAAGGAUGAAUUUGACCACCUGAUGCAGAGCUACAAUCAAAUGAUCUUUAAGCCACAACAUUCUCUGCAGAUAUUUUUGGAAACUUUGGAAAAUGUCAAAACAUUCUCUAUGAUGUAUUUCAGGACUUGCUGGGAGCUACUGCACAGCAAACCCUUGAUCAGGCCCUUGAAUGAGAGUUCCUUCGAUGCAGUCUUAACUGACCCGGUUUACCCCUGUGGGGCACUGCUGGCUAAGUACCUGUCAGUUCCUGCUGUGUUUUUUCUGCAUUUUGUCCCAUGUGACCUCGACUUUGAGGGUGCACAGUGCCCAAACCCUUCCUCAUAUAUUCCUAGGAUGCUAACAAUGAAUUCAGACCACAUGAGCUUCCUGCAAAGGGUCAAAAACAUGCUCUACCCUCUGAUAAUGAAGUACAUUUGCCACAUUUCUUAUGAUCCAUAUGCGAGCCUCACAUCUGAGCCUUUUCAGAGAGAGGUGUCGUUGGUGGAUAUUGUCAGCCAUGCGUCCGUGUGGCUGUUCCGAGGAGACUUUGUGCUGGACUACCCCAGGCCCAUCAUGCCCAACAUGGUGUUCACUGGGGGUAUCAACUGUGCUAAUAGGAAACCACUCUCUCUGAUCUGUACUGCUGCCUCCAUCCAAUCAAGUGGCAAGGUACUGGUCCUGUUCAUGGAGGGCAGCUACUGGCUCAGCGUGCAGAAGGCCAUGCAGGAGCUCCAUGCCCGAGGCCACCAAGCUGUGGUCAUCACUCCAGAGGUGAAUAUGCACGUCAAAGGAGAGGGCUUUUUCACCCUGCAAACCUACACCACUUCUUAUACCCAGGAUUAA